UAAACCGGAAAUUGGAAAAAUUGCCGGCAAAACCAAAAAAACAACAUGUUCACCCCACGGGGAGCAACAACACGGUCUAGGGCAUCGCCCUUCACCCCUACGCCACAGUCAACACGAUCCCAAAGCAAACGAGUCUCAAAUAUUGGUUUUACACCGAAAGGGAGGACUUCUUUGUAUGCAUCCAAAAGCCAAAGUAAUCGUAGUUUACAAACAUCCCAGAUUCUGGAGGAGACGGGUGGCCACAGAGUGGAGAGCUAUGGUCUUCCACUUCCAGUGCUCAUCACAGAGGCCCUGUCCCUGGCUGACCGACACACAGAAAUCACAGUGAAAAUUGAUCCUUCUGGAUGGGCGUGGCUUGUGGGAGGUAGAAAAUUGUUUAUAUGGCGUCACAAACAGUCCCAUACUGCCAGGGGUGUGUUCUGUAAGGAGUUGACCCUUCCUCCCAGUGACCUAGCCCACAAUGCUGACCGUGUGUGUGUCGUUCCCAGCAUCACAGAUGCCCAUUCAGCCUCCUGCAUGGCUGUUUCACCAGAGGGUAUUGUACGUUACUGGGCUAACGUGGCAUAUGAAGGAUCAUCAUCAGAAAUUAGUGCAGAACUUCGGGGAGAGGAGUGUGCUUGUGUCAUCAACUUUCAGCCGUAUGGAUGUCUGCUGGCAACGACAACAAGUUCUCUGGUUCUUCUUGCUCAUAAUCCUGGCCAGACCAGUCCGGUGUGUAUCCCACUGACAGCCUCUCAGGGAAUGUUUGCUGGUAUUGGACGCAGAAUGUCCUCCUUCAUCUUCGGUGCAUCACCCAUGCAACCUUCUGGAGCAACUUUACAGGCCAUUGUACCAGGAAGUGAGGAAGAAGAUGAGAGGCCAUUCUUUGUUCUGACCGGUACUCAGCUACAAAAGUGGACGAUUUCGGAGGGCAACACAGAAAAGUUGUUUUACCAGGUAGACGUUGACAGAAUGUUUCGAGAGUCUUUAGCACGUAAAGUUUGGGACCAAGACUCUCUACAUCUAACCCAGCUGAAGACAUGGCUAAUUGACAUGCAGAUCACAAGAUCUGGCGUCUUGAUUCUUGGGGUUGGUGUGAAUAUGGAGGUUUCCCUGACUCUGUACUUUGUACUAGCUACCAUUGAUACUGACAUCAAUGGGACACCUUCAGGAUUUGAAGAUUUGGUGAUCCUAGACCACAAGGAAAACUACACCGAGGAAAUAGAACUGAAGCUACAGAACCUGAAGCUACUGGUGCCUGAUCCCAUUUCAGGGGUGUCCUAUGUGUACGAUGAUGAACGGGUCCUGUUUAAAUCAGGAGAGUCCUCCGAAGUCACAGAGUUUCACGCACCAGGUGGAAUGAUUAUCGGGGCAGGAACUAGUGAAGGAACUGGAGUGUUUUUCUCCAGCAGCGUGGGACUGUUUUGCUUGACUGCCUCCAACAAACAGAAUACCAGUUUACUUAUCGAUACUACAAUGGACUAUCCAGAUAUUUCAAGAAGUGACAUGUCUGCUCUUGCUGCGAGCUCUUCACAGAUCCAUGAGUUGAGUCUGAGUGAGGACAAGACAUCACGCCUGAAGGCAGCCUUCUUGUCAGCGAUGAGGGGUAAUAUGGAUUUGGCACAGGCAGGUGUGGAUGAGUUAUUCCCCUUGUCUGAUAGUAACAUUACAGACAUGGACCAGAUUGUGGUGGCUGUAAGUCGUGACUUGAUUGAUGAUUACCCCGCCUCAGAUCCAAGGUGGGCAGAGUCACGACAAGAUCCCUGCAGUAGCACGACGUCUCUGAUUAUACUGAACCAGCUGUCAGACAAGCUCAAGGCACACGACUACAUCAUCAGCUUCCUCAAGAAAGUGGGCUUGUGGACAAGGCUGAGCACUGUUGCAGCUCGGGACCAUCCAAUGCUCACACACGAUGUUCUGUGUGAACAUGCAGAGAAGGUGACGGCAGCCAUGGCCCUCCGACAACUACACUCUGAAUACCCAGGAGCGAUUGAUGCUGCUAUCAGGAAGGUCCUUGAGAAUCGUGAUGUCACUUCAGUGUCUCAGGGCCUGGCGCCCCAGGAUGUCUUUUACAGGGAGGUUUCUAAAGUACAUGAGAUACUGGCAGCCCUGCUGGAGUACGAACAGGAAGUGCUGGCUGCUGAUGUAUCCACACCAGAGGUACUGGCAGUUGUAGCCGCAGUGAAUGCUGUCAUGGAGGCAAUGCUCCAUAAGGGCCUACAACACAGGCAUGCCAAGAUGUCCGUUUACAGAGAGGAUCUAGACCCUGUACGACUUGCAAAGCUGGAGUUCCUACCAUGGACUUCACAAGGUGGAGAAAAGGGGGCCAGAAAUCUCCUCCUCAAACAGUAUGCAGUGACCCUGGAUGGUACCAUGCCCGAGGUGACGGAUGCAGACACGAUGUCAGUGUUUUGUCAGCAGCUAGCACAGCUCGCGGACAUUGUACUGGAGGGCUUCAGUACACAACUGGAAUCGUUACACCACCUACAGGACCGGUCGGGGCACUACCGCGAACUCGACAGGAAGUACCAGCUCUGUCGCCAGCAACUCAUCACACCACUGUUGGAGAAGGAUCACAUGGAACUUGCUGCAUCGCUAGCGGAGAAAUACUAUGAUUUUGACAUCCUCAUUCAGCUGUGUGAACAGAUGGACAAUUCUGACCGCAUAGAACGAUACCUCACGCAGUUUUCAGACAAGGGUUUUGCUGAUAUCCUGUAUGCUUGGUAUAUGAAAGAAGGAAAGCUAGGUAAGCUGUUGUCUCUGCCUGCUCACCGACACCAGGAACUGGGACAGUUCUUACAAAGCAAGGACAUUAAGUAUCUCAGCUGGCUCCAUCAAUUACAGACCAGUGACUACUCACAGGCUCAUGAAUCCUUACUAGAACUUUCGAGGAUGGAAACAACGUCAUUAUCCAAGAAAAAGACAUUGCUGAGUCUAAGUAAACUGGCUGGACUGGCUUCAGACGAUGGUGAGGAGGAUGUUAACAUCACUGGAAUAAAUGAAGAACUGGACCUGAUAACCCACCAGGAACAACUACCAGCCCAUGUGCUGCAUCAGAGGGGCCUGGACCCAGAUGAGAUGGAAGUCCUUUCCCCAGAACAACUGAUUGAGCUGUAUAUCAGUGAUAUGUCAUCUGAGGAACAAGAACUCAAUUUUAAGAAAGCAUUAGACCUUCUGCAGUACAUAGACAGGAAUGAUCCCAACAUUGAUGUGGAAGCUUUGAGGUAUACGAUAUGGGCCAAGGCAAUCCUAAGGAACAGUUGGGCUGUCGACCAAUCCGGAGAGCCUAUAGAAACAGUCAAAGAUACAGUCUUCUUCAAAGUGGCCACUCUAGCCUAUGAUGAGGGAAUCGAUCUACGAGAAUAUCUUCCAGGAAUUGAGUUAUUGUUACGAUGUGAGGACCUUGGAUUGCUACAAGAUGACAGAAAUUUCCAAUACUUGUUACGUGUUGGCUACGAGCAUAUCCAGCAAACUCUUUACUGAGCAUUCAACAUUCUUUGUGUUAUGAGACCUUCCAUUGUGUCAUAGAAUUGUGUAUUUUCUUGGAUGAACUCCGAGUACAGGCUGAAGGUAUCACAUCAUCAUGGAAUUGUCGGAGAGUUCAAUUAUUUGCUGCCAUAUUUGAGACAUGUACUGUAGACAUCAAAGAUAGACAUAGGUACAUUUGCAUUUCACUCUUCUAAACACAAGGAUAUCUUGUAGUUUUGAUUAGCUUUAUGAUUAUGUAUGGUAAAUGUAGGAAAAACUUAAUUUUCACACUGAACGUCACAGUUUGCAAAUAAAUGUUGAGGAAGAAACAUAAUUUAAAACAAUAAAAUUUCGUGUUUG
This is a messenger RNA of Mizuhopecten yessoensis (Yesso scallop), 3807 nucleotides long. Its product is annotated as nuclear pore complex protein Nup133-like. The record is from RefSeq and is a predicted model, not a curated record. Gene Ontology annotation, molecular function: protein binding; structural constituent of nuclear pore. Gene Ontology annotation, cellular component: nuclear pore outer ring. The transcript has 34 exons. Lineage: Eukaryota; Metazoa; Mollusca; Bivalvia; Pectinida; Pectinidae. Gene Ontology annotation, biological process: protein import into nucleus; transcription-dependent tethering of RNA polymerase II gene DNA at nuclear periphery; poly(A)+ mRNA export from nucleus. Bases 46 to 3462 code for a protein of 1138 amino acids.